Molecule: messenger RNA, 240 nt
Organism: Colletotrichum truncatum
Lineage: Eukaryota; Fungi; Ascomycota; Sordariomycetes; Glomerellales; Glomerellaceae
Source: RefSeq, a predicted model, not a curated record
AUGGUAUGGAUAGGUGGUGGAAUGGAUCCACAGAUAGGUGGCGGCGGAGGAGGAGGAGGAGGAGGCGGCGGUGGCGGCGGCGGCGGAGGAGGAGGAGAUCCGAUCAUGGAAAAUGUUCGCCACGGACGCUUCUCUACUAAAUCCGGCGGUAGUCUUGGUCGCAGUAGCGGCGCCGGUAGCGGUCGCUCUUCCAGAGCUGGUCGCCCUUCAGGUGGCAGUCGCUCUAGGGGUGGGAUGUAG